Molecule: messenger RNA, 1902 nt
Organism: Stegastes partitus (bicolor damselfish)
Lineage: Eukaryota; Metazoa; Chordata; Actinopteri; Pomacentridae
Gene: slc49a3
Product: solute carrier family 49 member 3
Exons: 10
Coding region: 241-1692 (483 amino acids)
Biological process (GO): transmembrane transport
Cellular component (GO): membrane
Molecular function (GO): transmembrane transporter activity
Source: RefSeq, a predicted model, not a curated record
UUUCCAGCCGCUGCCCGGCGCCUAAUCGUGAGAUUAAGUGACAUUAUAAUCCGCCAGAAGUUAACACAGUGGAUUUACGGGUUGUUCUCAACGGAAACACGCCGUUUUGUCUCGGCUUUUACCCACCUGGUGACAAGACAGCAACGUUAAAGUGUGCAAUGCCUCGGAUGCCUGUACAGUGUUGUUAGCUAGCGAGCUAACGAGCUAACUAGCUCAACCGGUCAGCUUGACGGCGGAGUAAUGGAAAGUCCUGCCGAAGCCUCCGGCGACAGUCAGACGGUUUCCCCGGCUGUUUCCGCAGGACCAAGCCCGGAGCUGAGGAAGCUGCUGGUUUUUAAAGUCUACAAGAGACGGUGGUUGGUGCUGCUGGUGCUGUGUUUGUUAAACUGCUCCAACGCUACGCUAUGGCUUACCUUUGCACCAGUAGCAGACCAGUCGGCCCAGUUCCUGAAGGUCACUCUGCAGGAGAUCAACUGGUUGUCACUGGUCUUCAUGGUGGUGGCCAUACCGCUCAGCUUUGGGACGACCUGGAUGCUGGACACGCUCGGCUUACGGAUCACGCUGGUCCUCGGUUCCUGGCUGAACAUGCUCGGAGCUCUGAUGCGCUACGCCGGCACGGCAUCAUUACCGGGUUAUACCAACUAUUUCCCGAUAGUGAUGUUGGGUCAGACCUUGGCUGCCGUGGCUCAGCCCCUCAUCAUCUUCACUCCCACCAAGGUGGCAGCUCUGUGGUUCCCUGACCAUCAGCGUGCCACAGCCAACAUGAUCGCCUCUAUGUCCAAUCCCCUCGGCGUCCUCCUUGCUAACAUCAUCUCUCCUAUGAUGGCGGAAACAUCUGCCCACAUCCCGAUACUGCUGCUUGCCUAUGCAGUCCCAACAUGCAUCAUCUGUUUCCUAGCAACAGUGGGGAUACGGAGCAGCGCCCCCCCCACGCCGCCAUCCGCUAGCGCCGAGUGCUCUGGAUCAGAGCCCUACGUUCAGGGGAUCAAACUGUUACUGAAGAACAAAGCCUACCUCAUCCUGCUGCUGUGUUUUGGCUCGGGCAUCGCUGUUUUCACCUGCUUCUCUACACUGCUGGAGCAGAUCCUGUGUGUGCAAGGAUACAGCAACGACUUUGCUGGCUUGUGCGGGGCUCUCUUCAUCGUGUUCGGGGUCAUCGGCGCUGGUGCUCUGGGUCUGUACGUCGACAAGACCAAGAAGUUCAUCGAAGCCACAAAGAUCAACAUGGGCUUCACUGCUCUGUCAUGCAUCGCCUUCUCAGUGGUGUCUCUGAUGCCGCAGCAGAAAGCCGCCGUGGCCGCCGUCUGCUCUCUCUUUGGCUUGUUUGGUUUCUCCAUUUACCCGGUGGCGAUGGAGCUGUCCGUGGAGUGUUCGUAUCCAGUUGGAGAAGCCACAUCCGCUGGGCUUAUCUUCAUAUCAGGACAGGUUCAGUCGGUUCUCUACAUCAUCCUCCUUCAGGCUUUAACCAAACCGCUCACUGACUCUCCUCUGUCCACCUGCGGUGACGCCGUCCUGAGCUGGAGAGUGCCCAUGAUGGUGAUGGCAGGACUCUGCAGUUUGUUCACCUGCUGCUUCCUCAUCUUCUUCCACACUCGCUACAGACGACUGGAGGCUGAAGAACAAGCGAUGUACGGGACUAAACAGAGCAACGAGUCAUCCGGCAGUGAGAGCGAUCCGCUGUUGGAGACGUGAAACCGUUAAAAACAAAGGGCAUUAUGGGUGAGAUCGCACCAGAGUAGUUUGUUUUGGGUUUAGUCACCACUUUGGUAACUUAUCGAUGAAACUGUUUCUAUGUUGUUGUUCUUCAAAGCAAGACAUUCCUGUACACUUUGAUUCUUUUGUACAUUUGGGCCAAACAUUUGGGGUAUGCUGUUGCUUCUAACAAGUAAACGUAAUAAUCUG